Messenger RNA from Orbicella faveolata, 4313 nucleotides. RefSeq lists its product as uncharacterized. Gene Ontology annotation, cellular component: plasma membrane. The record is from RefSeq and is a predicted model, not a curated record. Gene Ontology annotation, biological process: regulation of apoptotic process; proteolysis; protein phosphorylation. Lineage: Eukaryota; Metazoa; Cnidaria; Anthozoa; Scleractinia; Merulinidae. Gene Ontology annotation, molecular function: ATP binding; cysteine-type endopeptidase activity; protein binding.
UGAGAGUUCCUAGACGUCACGUGAACAAGUUACUUCCUGAAGUAGGGUCUGUACUUGAUGCAAGGCCGUUGCGGGUGCAGUAGCCAUGACUGGCCGAAUUUCUAAUUUUCGUCUUUUUCUCCACAAACUUUCCGAUGAGUUAGAUUCUGGUGAACUGAAAGAUAUAAAGUUUCUUUGCGCUGACAUUUUGACGAAAGCAAGGCUGGAAAAAAUCACGAAUACUAAGGAACUAUUUGUGGCAAUUGGGGAAGUAAAGGAAGACGAAGAGAAGCAGCUCGACUUGUUAAAACAACUAUUUGAAAACAUCUACAGAUUCGAUUUACAGUCCAAAGUUGAAAAAUUUCAGCAGACGAGGAAAGGUGAGGUCAACCAGCAUGCACCAUUAGUAGCAUCUCAACAUGUUGAGGAUAAUUUACCACCUCAAGUACAUGUAUAUCAAACAGGCCAGCCUACUUUGCGGAAUAUUGCUGGUUUUCAGCAGACUACAGAUAGUUUACCAAGCACUGCAAAAUAUGGAGAAAGCAGUUUGGGAUCACGCUUGCCAUUCUUGCCGCAAGACAAACCAUUCAGGCAGGCAAGUUCUGGAGUGAGCUCAUCAUAUACAUAUGCAGGUUCCACCCCUAAUUCAGAGGAACUGUAUAAGCCUCGUACAACUGAGCAGGAUUCUGCUUCAAGGUACCAGUCUCAAUACAGUGUCCCAUUUGGUGAACAAGAACAGUCUUCUCCAAAAGAUCAGUCUUCAUCAAAUCAAUCUUUACCAAAUAGCUUCAGCACGGCAAACAGUGUGCAACAUGUGCAUGAAAAGAUUGACCAACUACACUUGACAGAUCAUCUGCAGUCGUCACCAAACAGUUUUGGUGUGGAGAACACACACCGUGAAGAGGUACUUGUAGAUGAUCAAAUUAAGCCACAAGAUCUACCACAGUCUUCAUCAAAUGGUAUGAGCAUACCAACGACAACCAGUCAAGGAACCUCUAGAGACUCAGGCCAGAACAACGUCCAAAAUGGUGCACUGGAUAAUACAGGUCCAACUCGUAGAGGCAGGUCAUUGACAGAUGGUGCAAUUGCAGACACAAGGUCUGAUCGACAUCAAAGAAUUUCUCAACCGUCUGCCGAAAAAGUUCCAGUAGAAAGAGUCUUGUCAAAUGAUUAUCAUGAUGUAGCUGCCCAACACUUAAUAAAUAAAUGUCCCGUAGAGAUGAACUAUGACUCUAUUUCGAAAUACUUCAACAGUGGUGGAAAAAACCUGGGACAAGGAGGCUUUGGAAUUGUGUAUGAAGGAAACCACACAUUUCAUGGUCAGAGUGUUGUUGUCAAAGAAGAGUACACUUCUCAUCUUGGACAAGCUUUCAGUGCAGCACAAUUGCAGAGGGAGAAACGUGUUGGUUACAUCAAACAUCCUCAUCUGAUGCCACUUUAUGCAUUUUGUGAGGAGAAAGGAAAACCUCGUUGUCUGAUGUAUCCAAAAAUGCACAGUGAUUUACACAAGGCGUUGCGCAGUGAUUUGAAGGGACAGCAAAAGCUACCUUGGGAGAACAGAGUAAGGAUUGCGCUUCACACUGCAAGGGCACUGCAGUAUUUACAUACAGAAGUCACAAAUGAGAGAAAUGUCAGACAGGAAAUUGUACAUAUGGAUGUAAAGCCAGGAAAUAUAUUUCUGGAUGAAGACUUCAAUGCACGUCUGGGAGACCCUGGAAUGGCGCAAGAGUUACCCAUGGAAUACUCUUAUGCCUCUAUUUCGCAGCCUCGUGGAACAGAUGGGUACAUGGAUGAAUACCUUCAAGACAGACACCUAAAGCCUAUAAAUGAUGUUUUCUCCUUUGGAGUAGUGUUGUUACAACUUCUUACUCAGAGAAGAGCUAUUGAAAAAAGGCCAUCAAACAAGAAUGUGCCUUUAUGUCGUAUUUUGAAGAAAGAAGGAGUGUUGUCAGACCCAGAAAGGUUAAUGGAAAAGGCACAGCAGGAUGCGUGGCCUGUCAGUGGAGAUGACAAGAGGUACACCAAGGAAUUUGCUGCCAUUGCGAUAGAGUGUCUUAAACGACCUGAUGAGAGAGCUAAACUGUCAGAUGUUUGUCAGAGGUUAGAGAAAAUAUUGGAGAGUAAAGGAAUCAGUAAAGCUUCAAAGCCGAAAGAAGGAGAUCGUUGUGUGUCUUGUCUACUCAACUUUCCAGCAAAGUACUUGGGAGUGAAGUCCCAUGGCUGUAACAGUGACGUUACUCAGAAAUGCAAUUAUUUUUGCGUGACAUGUUUAUCGCAAGUGCGACGUAACCCUCUGGAAUGUCCAUCUCAUGGGCCAGCAGAGCCUCCUAUAGGAGGAUCUGAUGUGUAUGCUGUUUUGGUAUGUGGGAAUGACCCUUCCUCACCAAAGUCUGCUGCAAUCUUUAACAAAGAUUUACUUGGCUUUAAAAGUGUUCUGACAGACAAUCGCAUUGUUGGAGUAAGGAAUGAUCAUGUGUUCAGUAUUACGCCAUCAUCAUCAUGUGGCAUGUCACAAGCACAACAGGUCAGACAAGCACUCCAGGAGUUAACACAAAGGCUGCAAGGAAAAAAAGAUGUGUUUUUGUACUUUUAUUUUUCUGGCCACAGUGAUCAGAAUGGCAACUUGUUAUGUUGGUGUUCAUCAGAGGAUGAUGUUCUUACAGAGGCCGAGCUGAAAGAGGACCUCAAACAUCUUAAUGUCAAUGAAUUUUUGAUUAUUCUGGAUUGCUGCUAUGCAGAUGGUAAGAUUGCCUCUGAGCUUAUUAAGGAUGAUAAUUUUCUUGUCCACAAGUCCCCUGCACCACUGGAAUCCACGCAGUACCCCCUAGAAUCUCUGUGCAACAAUCUUCAGGAGACUGUAAGUCAUGAAGAUUCUGUGGAGCCAGUUUCAGAUGUGUCAGAAGAAUUACCCCAGACUGGCUUUGAUACAUUGGAUGGAAAUGUGUUCACCAAGGCUCCACUAGGAAGGUUCACAAUUCGCCAGUGGUCCUCUUCCUUAAGUCAUGAAGAGUCCUAUGCAAAGGCCAAAGGCAGUUUUUUAACACAAUUCAUCAUUUGCGGGUUACGUGGUGCACACGAUUGUCAGCUCUCAAACUGCUCCUCUUGUGAUAGAUUCAAAGCUAAGGCCAAGUCUUUGGGUUACAUAUCUGCUGCCAAUUUAGAAGAUUUUGUCUCCAAUCAUGUGGAGAAUGCUGCUUUAAGAGCUGGUGGGCGUCAUCAAACUCCACGCAUGCGAACUGUCCAUUCCAAGGAGACUAUUCUGGCUUUCUACAAUGAAGAAAGCUUGCAUGAUGAAAUAGUGUUCAGAUCAACCUCUGGGAUCAGUGAAAGAAUCAAUAUUGAUCACUUUCCACUCCCACUUUUGGAAUUUCAGAUGCUGGUCUUUUCCAAUGUUCAAGGACACCUUCCCAGCUGUGCUCAGCCAAAGCACAUUCAGAUCCUUUGCGAUGACCAAGAAAUCGACGCAACAUCAUAUGUUGACCUCCAGGAAUUUGUCAGACAAGGAUAUGAUGUCAGAUGUCAGUUGAGGCCUAGUUCUGGUAUUGCCAAUGGUCCUGUCGUUAUUGAGAUCCAGAAUUACAAGAAUGAUGUCAUAACUCUUUUGACAUCACUUCAGUUGACAAGAAACCAGCAGGACCCGGAUACCUUUGAGAUAGACACCAGCAAAAGAACAUACAAUGCUGAAGAUGUCAGAGAAUGUUUUGAAGAAGAAGCAACCCUCAGUGACCUGAGGGGCACUUCUGUUGCUAGUUCAAUUAUUGUAAUCCUGACAGAAGCAUCAAUGUACCAGGGUCAUUUAGCAAUUUGUGUCUUGGAUGACAGCUUGGAUUGCACUUUCACUAAGACCUUAAAUUAAUGGUUAAGAACGAGACCCCACUAGAUGCAAAACUUUGUACUAACUUUGUACAUUGAACUUUUCUUCAAAACUUGAAACUGAACACCGUCACAGAAGACUCAGAAGUUGAAAUAUUCAUCAAAUCAUUUAGGGCUUUACCUAGUAAGAGUAAAUGGGUUUAACUAGACUGUUGCUGCAAAAAAUUUGUCAUGUAAAAGGAAACAUUUCAUAACUUCUGCACUUGUGUGUUUUCAAGUGUGGUUAAACUGGAAACCUAAUUGCUUUCUGAGGUUACAAGUUCCUCAGAGGAUAUAGGUACAAAUAAUAAUUUUUUUAUCAUUUUAAUUAUUGUCCAACUGCACCUAGCUGGGUUCAAAUGAUGAACAAAAUGAUUACAAAUAUCCCAUGAUACUUGUACUCCAGGAAACCAGUUUAACAGAUAAGCUAAAUAAUAAUAAUAAUAAUAAUAAUAAUAAUAAUAAUAAUAAUAAUAAUAAUA